Molecule: messenger RNA, 2816 nt
Organism: Bursaphelenchus xylophilus (pine wood nematode)
Lineage: Eukaryota; Metazoa; Nematoda; Chromadorea; Rhabditida; Aphelenchoididae
Source: the annotation of a GenBank genome assembly
AUGAACCCAGAGAUCCUCUCUUCAAGGCCCGCCACCGAAGCCUUGAAGAAUGAAAGAAAAAAAAUGUAAAAAAGUAAAAAAAAAAUUAAAAAGGCCAAAAAAAGCCAAAAAAAAAAACAAAAGCCAAAAAAACGAAAGGCCAAAAAAAGAAAAGGAAAGAAAAAGAGCCAAAAAAUUUCAAAGGCCAAAAAAGAAAAGGCAAAAAAGAGCCAAAAAAUAAUAAUAAAGGCCAAAAAAAGAUAAAAAAAAGAGCCAAAAAAAUAAUAACAAAGGCCAAAAAAUAAAAAAAUACAUUUUUUGAAAAAAAAGAGAAAAGCCAAACAAAGGCAAAAAAGUAAAAAAAUUAAAAAAAAAAAAAAAAAAAUAAAAAAAGAAAUUGUAACUGAAAUUCAAGUAAAAAUUGUUUAGUACCCGGCGAAGUCAGCGAACACAAUCAAUUGUUCCCAGCGGAUGUCUACGAUGAGACUAUUGCCCCGGCCUGCCUCUACGCCCGAACACUCAAGUUCUUCAGCUGUUCAAAGCCCUCGGAACUCAUCCUAAGGUAAAUUUUGCCAUGGAUAACAUAAAAUUUCUGACAGGAAAGUACUUCUAUGGCGUAUGGAGUUACAGGUCGAGUCAUAUGUCAAAAAAAUCGCAAAAUCUUUCUGAUUCAGAUGUAAAAGUUAGCUGCCUAAUUUUGCUUUGUAAGGGUGAAGGAAUCCUUAGACGCUUUCACGCAACACCACGCAAAUGCCUUUUUGACAACGUUUUUACCAAAUCAAAAGCUUUGUUUUGAGCUAAACUGAACCUUGGCAUCUUGACAAACCUUAAAAUAUCAGAUUUGAUUAAUACGACACCUUUAUUAGUAGUUCCAAUAUAAAAAAAGGGCAUUUGUGUGGUGCUGCGAGAAAAGUUCUGAGGAUUUUUUCACCCUGACAAUCCAAAGUCAGGCAGCUAACUUUUACAUAUUCUGAAUCAGAAAAAUUUUACGAUCUUUUUGAUCUAUGACUCGACCUGUAACUCCACACCCCGUAGAAGUACUUUCCUCGUCAGAAAUUUCAAAACUUUUCUCCUAAUUACGGAGAAUUUUCUUGGAUGGGGAAAGAGUUGACUCAUCUUGGUCAAGUCUUCCUCUCUAGACGAAAAAUGCAAUCUUGCAUAGAUUUGGUUUGUUGCAGGAGGAGCGGGCUGUAACAAAAUGUUGGGAGCUUUUCUGAAUCAGUAUUAUAGUGUUCGGUUAAUAUUAUUGAUCUCUUGCCACGUAUAAUAUAAUUUAUCUUUGAUCCUUUCAGAAUAUUACCCAAUCUUCGCCGUGGAGACUCGCGAGUACCUUGAAAACCUCCAGAUUGAUCUUCAUCACUUCCUCGAAGAGUUCGUUGACUUUGCAUGUUACAACAAGGUGAUUUGAAGGGAAAAAUGGAAGCAGUAAGUUCCAUCAGCCAAUGUUUUCUUUUUUGCUUGGAGUACAGGCGAAGUACUCCAAGUGCGACGCUCAGAUUUUCUUAAAAUUUUGCACACACGUCGGGUAUGGACUAAAUAUCAAUUCCUGAAAGUUUUAGCUCGCGCUUUGCUGGCGCCGCCGAGAUAUCGAACGAUUUUUGCCGCCGAGAGAGCACGCUAAACGUGGAGAGCGGUCAGAGAGAAAAGCGCUUUUUGGCCAUAACUUUGGCAGUUUCGCGCGGAAAAAUUUGAUUUUUUGUAGAAACAUUAUCCUUUACAGUUGAAAUAGGCAUGAAACUUUUCGUGCCGAAAUUCGGCAAAAAGUCCUAAAUUUUCGCCGACUUUCGAUCUAAAAAUCUCGGUUGUUUGUGCUAAGCGCGAGCUAGGAUUGUCGCAAAUUAUUCUAAAUUUGUGCUAAGUUUCAUCAAAAUCUGAGCGUCGCGCUUGGAGUACUUCCCCUGUUAGUUUCGGGAUGUUAGAGUAGCUGAGCCGGCUUUCGAAUAAUUAUUCGGGACAGGUUUCAUCGUUUAUAAUGAGCUUUUACCGUUUUGUUUGGUCUUUGCGCCUUUUAAUUGCCAAAAAUACUAUGUCCUUACUAUAGAUGCGCCAUUUUUGAUACACAUUUCAUACACAGUUACACAAACAUAUGUAAUACAUGUAAUUCAUGACUAUAGGGCUCUAGUUUUGGGCAGAGAAUUUUAUGGAGCUAUAGACAGUAAACGCUUUUGGACACGUUGGCCCUUGUUGAGGGGUUUAGAGAUAUUUUUAUAGGGCUGAUGUUUUACGUUGUUUUCAGUAAUUUUUUUUUAAACUUUUCAGAGAACCUCUCUCUACAAGGUCCGCCACCGAAGGAAUAAAAGAAAAAAUGUAAAAAAAAGAAAAAAUAUAUGAAAAAGGCCAAAAAAGUAAAAAAAAGAAAAGCCAAAAAAAAUUUAAAGGCCAAAAGAAAAGAAAAAGAAAAAAAGAGCCAAAAAAACUAAAAGAAGAGCCAAAAAAACAAAGGCCAAAAAAAAAAAAAAAAAAUACUAAAGGCCAAAUGAAAAGAAAAGGCAAAAAAAAGCAAAAAAAAAAUAUUUUUCGAAAAAAGAGAAAAGCCAAAAAAGGCAGUAAAGUUAAAAAAAAAAAAAUUUGUAUCUGGAAUUCAGCGAACCCAAGGGAGUUGUUCCCAGCGGAUGUCUACGACGAGAUUAUUGCCCCGGCCUGCCUCUACGCCCGAAAACACAAGUCUUUAGCUGGCCAAAGCCCUCGGAACUCAUCCUAAGGUAAAUUUUGCCAUGGAUAAUAUAAAAUUUUUGAAAAUUUUUAAAACUUUUCUCGUAAUUACACCUGUAGUCAUUCCACAGAUUAUUUGAAAGACUUACUGAUCGCUUUAUUUCAGACCCAAGGAUGACAGAUGA